GGGGAGGGGAAGAUGGAGCAUGACCGCAACCCGUCGGGGGUGCUUGCGACACGCGGAAGAGCGCCACGGGACAUGUGCGCUCCGUCGAGCUGAAGAAAUCACGCUGAACGAAAGGUCCGUGGACUCGGCGACCGCGAGCGAAACUUCGUCUCAGCUCGACGAGCGGAGAAGACGAGCGUCGCUCUCUGUUGAAAACAGGGCACCCCGUUCCCCCGUCUUCCGUCUUCUCGCGGGACACGUCGAGUCGCGCGACACUGUUAGAACAUGUGGCGCUCUCCAGAGGUCUCGCGCCGUCCUUGUUGAAUGAGAGCCUCCUCUCAUUCGCAGCGACCGAAGGGACCUGCGGGGGUCGGUGCGUCCCCCCUCAAUGGAUUCUCGUGCGGGAGUAGGAAGAUGCAGCGAAGAGACGCGACUUAAAUGCCGUCGUUAGCGAUCGUCCCAUCACGACACGACCCUCCCGCCUGCCAACGACGGUCGCGCGACGUGCGUUAUAAUCCGCUCGGAUGCGACAUCGUUGCAGCGGCUUCAGCGGCAUCGGUAUCAGCGGCUUGUCGACAAUUUGGCCCGGCGCACAGGUGCGCCGGUGCGCGCUAAUUCGCCUGGCGAAUUCCCAAUCAGUCCCUCCCACCUCGGAGUGACCGGACGGGCAGUCUGACACGAGGGGGACCAUCCGACGCGUGGAAUUAUCCGCCGGAUGGCCGGAUGUUGCGUCGCGCGAUCGGUGAACGCGCGGGGAUGAGGCAGCUGCCGGCACCGGACGAACCUCAGAGUCGAGACGAGUAAACGAGCUCGGCGGCUGUGUGCGUGCGUGGCCGCGAUCGAGUCCGAGAACUCGACGUUCCCUCCAAACAACCACGCUCAUCCCUCCGAGAGCAGGCUGAAAAACAGCGACCUCGAUCCUCGGAAUCGUCUCCCCGUCGUCCUGGCCGCGAUCGAUGUGUCCCCGCCGCGGACGGAUACUUCCGGGACGGCCACGGAUUUAUGCAUAUGUAUGUCCUCUACGUGGCGUUAUACUGUGCGAACGACCAGAGUCAAGGUCGAAUCGGCUAUCCUGGACCGACGAGCAAGCGAUAGUCUGAAUCAUGAAGAGACUCGGUCAGAAAUAGCGCGCUCGAUAUCGUCUCCACGGCAGUCUCGACCGUAUCGCGGCCUGUACGGAGCGUAUGUUAUCGUCCCUGAUUGGCAGUAACCGGAGCUAAGAUCCCAGCUCUAAUCCUCUCCUUCUCUCUCUCUCUCCCUCUCCUCCCUCUCCUCUCUCUCUCUCUCUCUCUUGUCGUCCCUGUCUCUACGCUACCCGUUUGAAACUUGAAGCGGAUAUAUCGCGGCGCUAACGCGGGCGUUGCGCAAACGACGGUGUGUCGGAGCGAUGGAGGACAGAGGCAUAUAGUUCAUGGCUGAUAAAAGUGAACCGUCGCGAGACACGAGAGACUUGACAAUCGAUCGCCGGAGAGCCGAAUGUUUCGCGGUCGCGGAGUGCUCCGGAGGAUGGAAGCGCCGCGCCGGGGACGGGGUCGGAUUUACGAGCGUGUGUAUAAACCGCACAGUCGUGAGAUUGAUCAGAAACUCGGCGAGAAAUGAGCCGAGAAGCACCGCGAUGUCCCGGGAACGCUCCCAUCUGACUCGAAAUUCUCGAUCAAGGCACCUCAAACGCAAGUGGACUGCGCUCGGAAUAUCGUUCAAUCGCUGCGCUAUGCUCGACCGGUCGAUGUGGUGAACCGCGCGACGCUGCGCGGACGCCUGUGUGAAAAAUUAAAAUGCAGACAACUCGGAAUUGAUUGAUAUUCGAUCAAACCUGAAGAGAGGCGCGACUCCUCGAAAAUAUUGAACGCCGUGAUAGACGCGAGCAGAUCGCGAGCAAUAAAUCGCGAGAACGUCGUGAUGGAAAUAACGACGGCGCAACUGUUGCUCCCAUAAAUCAGGUCACUCUUUCGGCAUUUCCUCUCGAUCUAGCGAGGCGGUGCGAAGCGCGCGCUAACGCGACUUUAAAUUGUCGGAGGGAAGGCCGGGAUGACGCCGUGUUUUUCCUACGGCGACGCGACAAAAUGCGGAAGUGCGAAAGCGGGUCGCGCGAUACGUUCCAUUUUGAAAGGAGCCGUUCUAACCGGUCGACGCGGAGGAGCGUUUUAUUGAGGAAGAGGCUCGACGUAUAAACGCCAUCAUGUAGAGGCGGAAAUUCGCGGAGAUGCCGAGCCGAAGACACGAGAGCCCCGUCGCCGACGUCGUCAACGUCAACUUCACCGUCGGCCUAUAGGUGCUUCGCAGAUAGUGACGAAGGUGGCCGGGCUGGACGGACAGGACCAGGUGUCGUCUCGCCGUUUCCCGCCGUGGUGGCAGUGACGUGGUCGCGGCAGGGUCCAGGGGCCCAUGGCCGGGAAUUGUUUUCGCCAGUUCUGGUGGUGGAUCCCGAUCGCGAUCCUAUACCGGUGGAUUCUUCCUACCUCGGCCGACGGCGGUCGCAUUUCGUGCAUGUCCACCUAUCCUUCGGAGGUAGCCCGCGAGCAACCCGAGUCCGACGCGGACGUAGUAGUCUUCCUGGGCGAGAGAUGCGACCGGGAGAUCAACGUCACCGAGAUACAGGAUCACUUGGAGCGCGCGCCGGACGCCGGCGAGCUCUCGAUCAGCGUGAUGCCGAGAUCCUUGACGUGUGAGACGGAAACCGGCGGCCUGGGCGCGCUAAUCCACGCUUUAGGCGAGAGCAAAACAAAGGCGGUGAUAGCCGCGCUCGACAGCUCGAUCUGCGAGGUGGCAGCCAAGCUCGCGCAUCUUGGGAAUAAGCCGUUGCUCACUUGGACCUGCCCGCUGAGAGAUUUGAAGGAGAGGGAUCUCUCAUCGGUCAUUAGGCUUUCUCCGUCAUUACCAUCAAUGGCUAACGCCGUGGCGGAAAUUUUCCUGCACCUGCAGUGGAAAACCGCGGCCAUUAUUGGUAUCGAUCGCGAGCCGUGGUCCAGCCUGGACCGCGCGGUGAUCAACGCACUCGAGAGGAUCGGCGUCGUCCUGCGCUACCACCUGAUCCUACCUCAUCGCGCCACCCUCGAGCAGAUCCGCAGGAUCCUGAGGUCCGUGAGCAGCGUCUCGCGUCGAGCGACUGUGCUCUGCCUGCCGCUGUUCGACGAGACGACGAAUCGCGUCCUGAUCGAGCUGGACGUCGCCUGGCAAGCGCACAUCCAGAACUCCGUCAUCCUGAUGAUCCACACGGAGGAUAUCGACCCGUUCCUACCGAAGGACGACUCGCCGACCUCGCUCGCCACCGACCCAUCGACCUUGGCACACUCCGCGAAUACUCAGUCUUCCAAUUUUUCUACAUCGAACAUAACUCGCGUCAGCGAGGCUCCGCAGGACGACGACAGGCCGCGGAGAUUGCAGUUGACGCCGCGCAGGUUCUCUCCGCCGAGAAACCUCAGCAGUGCCACGACGGAGAACCUAGUCGCGGUCGCACCGCUCGAUCAAAGGUACGACGUGCAGAAGGUCUUCAACGGCACGCAGGACUACGCGACGGUGGCGUUGCUCGACCGGUUGAACGAGUCGCUGGCCGUGCUGACGCACGACAACAGCAGCAUCGACAGCCACAACAACAAGAUGUACACAUACGCCCUGAUGGACUGGCACGGCACCAGCUGGGAGCCGAUCCUCGCGGUGGUCGAGCGGCAGCAGCGGUUGCUGGUCCAGCAGCUGACGCCUAACGCGCUGGCGUUCCUCAACGUCGAGAGUUCCGAUCUGCUAUCCUGCGACGACGACGCCGAUUGCGCGGCAGGUGGCUUGGCCGACAUGUCUUUCCGCACCACACAUAUCGUAGCUAUUAUUCUGGGGUCGCUGCUGUUCACCUUUGUCGCCAUCGCUAUCGCGAUUAUAAUCCGGAAGCGCCUGCUCAAAAAGAGGAUGUCCAAAGGGCCGUACAAAAUUAUCCUGACGACGUCGGACUUUGUUUUCCCUCAAGUGCCUCCAAUAAAUUCGAAAACGGUAGACGAGGGCAUCGAGGCGAUGCUGUGCUGCUGGCUACAGCAGCUGCAGGAGUUCGGCGGCCCGGAAGUCGAAAAGCCGGAUCUGCUCCAGCUAGGAAGUGUGAACUCCCUACGGCCGUACUUGCAGACCAACAGCGGGAAUAUGCUGCGACAUACUUUCUUCAAGAAUCCGCGCGCUAGGUAUAACGGUGACCUGGUACAACUGAAGGAGCUGCCCCUUCAAGGUACGUUCGAACUGAAGAACAAGGCCAUGGACGUGCUGGUCACGAUCCACGGGCUGCGACACGAGAACCUCAAUCCUCUGAUUGGAUGCCUUAACGAACCUACGAGACCCUGCCUAGUGUUGGAGUACUGUUCGAGAGGCUCUCUGGAGGACGUGCUUGUCCAGGACGAUAUCAAGCUCGACUGGUCCUUCAGAUUAUCCUUGCUCACCGAUCUCGUGCGGGGCAUGAGAUACUUGCACGGCACGCCGAUACGCAUCCACGGCUGUCUGACCUCGCGCAACUGCGUCAUCGACGCAAGGUGGGUCCUGAAAGUCACCGACUACGGCCUGCCUGCGUUUUAUGAAGCACAGAACAUAGUGCCAUCGGCUAAGACAGCCCGAGACCUGUUAUGGACCGCGCCGGAACUGCUCAGGUAUCCGAAUCUGCGAAAAAAGGGGACCCAGCCGGGAGACGUUUACAGCUUCGGGAUUAUUAUGCAGGAAGUCGUUGUUCGCGGAGAGCCGUUCUGCAUGCUCGCCCUGUCGCCGGAAGAUAUAAUCGAGAAAGUGAUGAGGCCACCGCCGCUAAUCAGGCCGUCGGUCAGCAAGGGUGCCGCACCGCCGGAAGCCAUAAACAUCAUGCGCCAGUGUUGGGCGGAAGCCGAGGAGAUGAGGCCCGACUUCGACGACGUGCACGACCUCUUCAAGAAGCUGAAUCACGGAAGGAAAGUCAACUUCGUGGACACGAUAUUCCAAAUGCUCGAGAAGUACUCCAACAACCUGGAGGAACUCAUCCGAGAGCGUACCGAGCAGCUCGACAUGGAGAAGAAAAAGACUGAACAGUUGUUGAACAGAAUGUUACCUAGCUCGGUCGCCGAAAAACUGAAGCUCGGCAUGCCCGUCGAUCCCGAGGAGUUCCGCGAGGUCACGAUUUACUUCUCGGACAUCGUCGGCUUCACCACGAUAUCCGCGCGCUCGACGCCCUUUCAGGUGGUCGAUCUGCUCAACGAUCUGUAUACUUGUUUCGACGACACAAUUAACGCGUACACGGUCUACAAGGUGGAGACCAUCGGCGACGCUUACAUGGUCGUGGGUGGCUGCCCCGUGCGAAUACCCGAUCACGCAUCCCAAGUGGCGACCAUGGCGCUUGACCUGCUGCACCAGAGCGGAAAAUUCAAGUUGAAGCAUCUCCCGGACACGCCGCUGCGGCUACGCAUCGGUCUUCAUACGGGACCGUGCUGUGCCGGCGUGGUGGGGCUAACGAUGCCGCGUUAUUGCCUGUUCGGCGACACGGUGAACACCGCCUCGAGGAUGGAGUCAACCGGCGCGCCGUGGCGUAUCCAUCUGAGCCAGGCAACGAGGGAUCGAUUGACGCAGGUCGGCGGCUACCACAUUGAAUACCGCGGGCCCACCGAUGUUAAGGGUAAAGGCAAGAUGCCGACCUACUGGCUGCUCGGCAAGCAGGGCUUCGACAAGGAGCUACCCAGGCCGCCGCCCCUCGGGGAGAACCACGGGCGCGAGGAGAGCCUGAUCUUCGAAAGCCAACCGAGCGGAUUGUCGAGCGACUCGGCGGGCUCACAGCUGCCGGUGAUCCCGUCGCAGGACGAAACGCACGAGGAACCUGAGGAACCAGUCGAGGCAACAGUCAACAGGGACGAUUCGAUCAGCAGCGGGUUAGCUAACAACGACAGUCGAGCCGGCUCCUUCGAGGAGCCCAGCACCAGGAAGGUGUCAGUCUCCGUGCACGACGAGCGCUCGCUGCUGCCCAGCUACUCCUUGAAGUCCACCAACGACUUCAUGGAAGCGCUGUCUGGAAGGCAAGAUCCGACGACUAAGACGUGCGAGCAUGCCGGUACCGUCAGCAAAAGUACAUCCGGCGACACCCAGGCCUCCCUCGGAGUGUCGUCCUUGGUAUCCGGCGGUGAGCCGAUGGCGACGGUCCUCGGAGCGUCUACUAGCUCGCUCACGUCGAUCGCCAGUUCGGCGACGUAUCGACAGCCGCCAAGACUUCGACGGCUCGCCGGCUGCAUCGACGAGAAGGACCUCAGCACUCCGUAUAAUUACUACAGGUGUCUGUCGCCCAAUGAGCAUCACGGGAAAGGUCCCGGCUGCCGAAUACUCAAAAGGCAAUUUAGCUUGGACCGUCCGGACGAUCCGACGACCACGAUCCCGGAGCAGUCCGGCACAGUCGGCCAAAGAUCAACUCCUCGUCUGUACAAGCAAAACAGCGCGGGCGCGGCUAACGACUUGGAGAGAAUCGAGGAGGUGCCAGCCACCCCUGGGCCUCUCCUUCAGAACUACCGUCACGCCGCUUCGGUCUCUCUGUCCGUCGAGUCACUGUCGUUACGUUGAGACUCCAUGAAAAGAAGCCCGAAUCUCACGAGAUCGAACUAGUACCUGCGUCACGCUUGGAGUGCAAACGAUGCACGCAGGAGCGCGUUCAUAUAGACGCGUCGUCGUCGUCAGUGAGACGCGCUGAGUAAGCGACUGUAAACGAGAAAUAUAAAAACGAAAUUGAAGCGAGGUCAAUGGGAAACGGUGAUGGUGGAGUCAAUCCAUAGACUUCUGAGCCUGAAUCCGGAGAAGUCACGUCGGCCACGAAGACCGUUCGCAAUAAUUCGUCCUUAAGGUCUCAGUAGCGCUUUGAGCACGUGUUUCGCCGUGACGCGUAAACGAUUGCACUAUUGUGUGUGACUCGUUGUUCGCUCCGUCUCUUAUCCGUAUCUUAUCUCGAUGUACAUCGUAUUAGUUUCUCGUAAAAUACCCGCGACCAGGAGAGUGUGUUAGAAAGUCGAUGGCGUUAGCGCGCGUGUAGGUCAAUCAUAGGUAAUCGUUGGCGGGACGGCGGGGAAGAAAAAAGGAAGCGGAAGAAACCCUCACGGGCGACCCGCUGUUCUCGAAGUCCCUCCGGCGAGUUUGUACCUGUCGACCCCGCGUAUUUGGAUGUUUUACCGGUAAACUGGAGCUUCCGGUGGCUCAACUAGGCGUUGUUCGACCACGGCCAUCCCUCGUCGAACUCGGCAUUCCAGUAUCCCGGAGAAUGCGAAUGUGUAAAUGUGAAUGUACAUUCUCGGGUGUCCAUCUCGGAUGGCUCGAACGACGUGAGAUAUUCGUAAUCCCAGAUAUGUCACAGGAUACCCCCGGGUAGCCGCGAAUUUGACGUCGAACACUCGGCACGCACUCCGCGUGGGACGCGGUCGGAUUUACUUCGUAAGCGCGUUAAAUCGCCGAGAGAGAUUUUGGAUUGUAUUGGAUUGUAUUUCUCUCAGUUUCGUUAGAUUCCCGUCCGACAACGGGAGUAGAAGAGCAGCCUCUUAUCGCGGACGACAAUCUCCAUCGCGCUGAUCUCCCGUCAUUUUUCGCUAACUCGACGAUCGCGCCAGGACUAACUAACUGCUUCCCCCGACGUCGGAUUGCGAGAUCGACGAGGUCAUCGAAUGUGCACUCGAUAUGUUCGAAAAAUAUUCCGGUAACUUGGAUUCUCGGGCAGAACGAGCAGCCGACUUGGCUCGAGUAAGUGAGCGAGUAAAUGAUGAGCUGCUUCCAAACUGAAUAAGAGGAAUGAUUCCAAUCAAAAUUUCGCAUACGUGUUUACUCAGGCUAUCUGGAUAAUACAAUUUACAUGAUACCUGAUGAAUACUUCGCAACCCCACUUUGAGCAUCAUAUCGUCCAUGUUAACUUUCGUCCGUCCCUUGAAACUCAAUCCUGAAGUCGGUGUCCGUUUAAAAAUUCCGCAUACUUCCGGAGAGUGUCGGAUAUUAUUCGUCAGUGAUUAGGAGCGUUUAUCAACGACCGUAUCUUUGUCUUCGUCUAGGUUACAAUCUGGUUACAAUUUUAGCCUCGAGACUAAUUCAGUGUCUUUUAAAGAGCAAUGACAUUUUGACAACUGGCACACAUAAAUCGGAGCUUCCCUGAGCAACUGACGAGAUUAUCGCGACACUAUGUCUGCUGCUGUGUCGACUUUGAGAUUCCACUCAGCGUUAGAAGUAUAUCGGCACUAUUUUACAUGGCAACUUUAGUAAUUCUAUACUUGCGACGACAAAUAACUAAUACGUAUACGAUAUGCCAAUUUGUCGAUUAUAACGCUACCUUUGACUGUAUCGGAUGUACGAUAAGUGUGCAAGUAAGAAACGAAACAGACACGUUGCGUAUUUUAUCGGAGAUUUUGCGCGGAUAAGCCGUCGUGUAAUUAUCGAUGACGAGGAUAGUCCCCCGAAUCAAUAGAGGACUAUUUCACGCGUCUCCUCUUUCCUCUUCACUCGCGGUCUAUGACUGAGUCUCGAAAUCAAAUACGCUCGUCGAAUCUGCUUAGUUUCUUGUUUAGCGAGCAUCUCUACUAUGAUAUAUAAUAGAAUAUACUAUUCACGGUCUUUUCUGAACCAGCCUCGACGCAGUCGACGCUAAUCCGGACGACAAUCGUUAAGGAAUAAUCGCAUUUUUUAACGCUACCGUAUAAUAAUAAUAACUGAUCCGUAAUUUUCGAUAGCUGUCUCUCACUCGCGAGGAAAAAGAGCUCUCAACAGCUGUAUAAGAUUCUUGCGGGUAAAGCUCAUUUUAAAAAGUUUAUAACUCGCGGCGGAAUUCGGAGAACGAAAUUCUGUUCUUUCUUUUCAUUUUAUGUGCGACGUACAGAAGAAGACAUUUGAAGAUUUUCAGACGUAUAUAUGUACACAUCUUGUGAAAAUGUCUAUAAAUGUAAUUCUAACUCUUCAAAUGUUUUCUUAAACCCAUUUUGCAGAUGGUCCGUAAUUCGCAAGACGCAAAUUACAGAUUGUCUAGAGCGUGCUUGAAAAUCGGUGCAUAAUUAUUGCGUGAUUCGUGAACACGCACGCGCGUCCGCGGCCGCGUGCUGUAGACGAUAUACGAUACCUCGAUGUACUUCGUGUAGUCACGUAGUCACUCUAAUGUUAGCGAUAUAAAUAAAUCUGAAUAGAUUGUACUUCUCCCUCGGAGUCUUUCCGCAUUCCAUACGACAGGCAUCCUCAAAUUAUUAUACGCGGAUUGUACAAUAUCCGGAGACACGGUCAGCUCUUUGCAAUUCAAGUUUCAUCCCCUCUCGAUAUCUAGAAUUUCCAUACGCUCACAUUUCCCCAUCACUUUUGUGACCAGAUUUUUUAAACUUUCGACGGUAUAUCAGAAAAAUUCAGUAGCGCACUGAAAAAAUGAAAAGUAAAUAACCAUCGAGAAGUGCGAAGGACAGCGAAGGAUUGGAAUAUUUUUCAUAAGGAUGCCUGUUAAUCCAUUUGCCGUAAUAACCAUUUGUUAUCAGUGGCGUAACAAAUAUGCAGAAAAUUAAACGAAACGUAAAUAAUUAAAUGAAAGCAUUUAACGCUGAAAAUCCUCUGAUUAUAAUUUAAUCAUCAUUUGUUAACUUAUGUCUAUUAUUUAUUUAAUUAAUAGUUUUGCUUCUAAGAAAAUCCUCUUAAAAAUCGCGGAGAAACCAGAAAUUCAUUCGCUCUGAUGACUAUUUUUAUUUGUUUGAUACACGUUAUUGCACAAAUGAAGAUCUUUUCAUUCGCGAACACCUCUAUCUCUAAAAUGGCGGGAUAUUCGUUACGCCACUGAUCAUCGUUUCUAUACGUACGUUUGACUGUGAAUAGAAGAGAAUUUAAUUGUACGUAUAAAUGUUGCGUGUUAAAAAAGAGAUGUUAUAUCGAAAGAAGAUCUAAAUAUGUAGCAUAGCAAUCGACAGCGAGGGUCGGAUAUUUGUAUAUUUCAGACGCAUCGUGCGAUUA
Molecule: messenger RNA, 9897 nt
Organism: Harpegnathos saltator (Jerdon's jumping ant)
Lineage: Eukaryota; Metazoa; Arthropoda; Insecta; Hymenoptera; Formicidae
Product: retinal guanylyl cyclase 2
Exons: 23
Coding region: 2365-6513 (1382 amino acids)
Biological process (GO): protein phosphorylation; cGMP biosynthetic process; receptor guanylyl cyclase signaling pathway
Cellular component (GO): plasma membrane
Molecular function (GO): peptide receptor activity; ATP binding; guanylate cyclase activity
Source: RefSeq, a predicted model, not a curated record